GACUCCUUUUUAGUUCGUCUACAAUGAGUGAUGAAGAAACAGACGAAAAUGGAGAGAAGAAGAAAAAGGAGAAGAAAGGGUUGAAGGACAAACUGAAGAAGAAGUUGUUGGGUGAGCCAAAGGAAGAGAAAAAAGAUGAAGUAGUAGUUGAAACCUCCAUUCCCGUGGAGAUUAUUGUGGAUGAUGAGACGGAGGAUGGGAAGAAGCGGGACUUCUUUGGCAAUAUAAAGAAUAAGCUCGCCGGCGGCGGCCAUAAGGCAGAGGAAGUCCCGGAAGCGGCGGCGCACCACCAAGAUGCGACGGUCAACAAACCAGGCUUCUUCGAUAAGAUUAAGGAAAAGAUCCAUGGGCACCAUCCAAAGAAAGAAGAGGAAAAGGAGAAGGAAAAAUAGGCAUCCCAUAAUGUUAAUUGACACCAAUCAUGAUUGUGUUGUUUGUUUGAUAAUCACCCACAUUUAUAUCUCUUGCUUUUAAUUUUGCUUGGUUUGUGUUGUGCUUUUUGUUUUCCUUCCUCUUCUUUCAUGUGUAUGUGUUUAUUAUUAUUACUCUAUGCUAGAGUAUAUAUGAAAUUUAUGUUUGUAUUUUGUGUUGGUCUUACAUUCUUAUAUACCAAGUACAUGCU
Cuscuta europaea is the source of this 622-nucleotide messenger RNA. The record is from the annotation of a GenBank genome assembly. Lineage: Eukaryota; Viridiplantae; Streptophyta; Magnoliopsida; Solanales; Convolvulaceae.